Schistocerca serialis cubense is the source of this 5456-nucleotide messenger RNA. RefSeq names its product ensconsin-like. Gene Ontology annotation, biological process: microtubule cytoskeleton organization. Lineage: Eukaryota; Metazoa; Arthropoda; Insecta; Orthoptera; Acrididae. Bases 31 to 3540 code for a protein of 1169 amino acids. The record is from RefSeq and is a predicted model, not a curated record. Gene Ontology annotation, cellular component: microtubule cytoskeleton. The transcript is spliced from 18 exons.
CCAGUCUGCGAUAAUGAGUGCCCUCGCGCCAUGCUGAAGGCGGCUGCGAGGCGCAAGCCGGGCCCGCAGGAGGGCAUAGACCACCUGUUCCUCCUGCCAGAGAGGGCGCUCGCCAUGGACAGUGGCCGUCUGCAACAGGACUUGGCGGGGCUCGACUUCAGCGUGCGCGUGCUGCACUCGGCGCCCCAGGGUAACGUCUGGCUCUCUGGUGCUGCACCAGUGGACGGUGAGCAGGGGCGACACUCUUCCCGAAACGCACCUGCAGUCAAAGGACAAUCUGGUACACUUCACUGGUUUGCAUACGUUGGACAAGAGCCCGAUUUACUUCAGAAUGAAAGUGUUAGCGAAGCAGGAAAGGAUGCUGUGACACGAGACAGGGAAGAGCGGCUACGUUUGCUAAAGGAACGCCAAAAUGAAGAACGGCAAAGGAAGUUAGAGGAAUUGAAGCAGCAGGCUCUUGCUGCCCAGAAGUUUCGUGAACAGAAGGAGGAGGAGCGACGACGGCGCAUUGAAGAGCUCAGGCAACGGGACAAUGAUCGACGACUGCAGGUGGAAGAACGCAAGCGACAAAUAUACGAAGCUGAGCGGGACCGUAGGGAAGCCAUAUUGCGAAAAAAUCAGGAACGUGAAGCUCGCAUAGACUCGAAGAGGAAAAAUGAACGAAGUUCUGCAGUAUUUGCUUUUGGUAGUUCAACACCACGAAUGCUGGAACCAGCCGACACCGGUGGUUCAUUUUGGGGUACAAGGAGGGCAACUUCAACAAGUAAUGUAAUGAUGUUCACGGCUACUCCACUCACUCGACGUUCAUCUGAGCGAGAAUUAGAUGGAACUGGCAAGAAGAGAGCAACAUCUGCCAGUGGCCUAGACCGAAAGCCAGGUGAAGAUAUGAAAAUGUCCACUUCAAUGUACGAAGUUUUCCACUGGAAUGAAUCUCCUCAACCUGUGGGUACUGCCACUCAUCGUGCCCAAAGCAUUUCUGGUGUUUAUAGCUCUGAUUUAGGGGCUCCUCCCCAGAAAAAACUUGAUUUAGACUCUACUUUGUCAGUGAAAAAAGAUGGAAGUAGCUUUUCAAGUGCCCCCCAAACACCCUCCUCUAAUAUUGCCAGUAUUUUCAGCGGCUCCGCUGGUGGUGAAGAAGCAGAUGGACAGCAGCAGAAUGCAGCGCAGACCAUUGUACGAGUUAAUCGACGCAAGACAGAUCUCAUGCCAACGAUACCAUCACCUCGUGAUACAACACCCAGCUCCAGCAGUCGGCGGGCACCGAGCCGCUCGCCAGGUAGGGCGCUGUCGAUGUCUCGUCUGGAUGUGCUGUCUCAGCCUCGAUUCCCUCGGCGCCAGGUGGCUGUUCCUACACCUGCCCCACGACAGCGCCUGGCAUUGGGGUCCUCCCAAAGCAUGUCACGUAGCACAGGCCAUCUGGCAGCAGUAGGAGCAGACAGUCAGCUACGGCGCAUGGAUGCUGCACGAAGCAUGUCACACUUAUGUGGAAAUGCACCUCCCGUGCCUCCUCCCCGUACAACACGGGCAGAAAGGUUGCGCCAACAAGCAGCAGGACUGCGUUCUGGUGAAGUAACUCCAUCAAGACCAGUGAGUGCCCUGAGCCAACAUAGCGUAAACAGCGUAGGAUCAGGGACAAGCCUGCGGACACGUCCAUCAACUGCCCCACGCCGUCCUCGUCCCUUCAGUAUUGCAGUUACUGGUGUCAGCCAUGAGCCAGCACAGAAGCAUGGUGCUUCUGGAGAACAAAAAUCUUCAAAGCUGCAGAGCCCAGGUGGUGAGAAGGAAGUAUCUAAGCCUCCAAUACCAAGAGUUCAUGGUACGAAGAAACCAACAAAACCAGAAAACUUACCAAAGAAACCUACUGAAAAGAUAACAAAGGUAUCAAAGGCAUCACCAAAAAUAACUCCCAAGGGUACUCCUCUACAGUCUCCAGGCUCUGAAGGUACACCAUUACUACCACAAGGACAGGAAGUUUCGGAGGCAGAGAAGGAUAAAAUAAUUUCAAAAGAAAACAGUAAGGCUGAAGGCACUGAGAGCACAGGGUCAGAUGUAGUAGCAGUUGUACCUACAACAGAACCCGGAGAAUUUCCAGAAAAGACAAAUGAAAUUGUAAAAGAACCAGUUGAAUCAAAGGAGACUGAAAAAGAUAUAUCUGAACUCAGUGAUUUAAAAGAGGGGCCAUCUUCAAAGGAACUAAUAGAGCCCAGUGAUCAGCAGGAGGAGAUAAAGAAAUCAGUUGAAUCAAGUGAGAUAAAGAAAGAAGUAACUGAUUUGAAUGAAGGAAAUAAAAAACCAUUAGAACUGAAAGAAGAAAAAUCUGCCCCCCAAAUUACUGGCGAUAUUAAAUCAGAUGCACUUGAGGCAGGACAAGUAGUUACUGGUGAAGAAAUGCAAGAAGUUAAGGGCAUAGAUACUUCCACUGCUCAGGUGUCUGAAACUGAAGCGGAGAUGACAGCUUCCAUGAUAGCCAAAACGCGAAUAACUACAGAAGAAGAAGCGAAGGCAGCACUGGCUGAGAGGAGACGUCUAGCUCGGGAACAAGCAGAGAGGGAAGCAGAGCUUGAGAGGCAAAGAUUGGAAGAAGAGCGUCGGAAAGAGGAGGAACGUAUACGGUUAGAAGAAGAAGAACAGCGUCGCUUUGAAGAGGAACAGCUGCGCCUUGUGGAGGAAGCACGAAAAGCUGAGGAGCAAAGACUCUUGCUAGCUAUCCAGGAAAAUGAAAGACGGGAGAGGGAAGAAAAAAAGAAAAGGGAGGAGGAAAUGAAGGCCAAAGCAGAAAAAGAAGAAGCAGAGAGAAAAGCCCGAGAGGAAGCAGAAAGGUUGCGUAAAGAGAUGGAUGAACGACUAAAGAAGGAAGAAGAGGAGCGCAUUGCCCGUCGCAAACGUGUGGAAGCAAUCAUGUCACGCACUAGAGGGAAAGGUGCAACACCCACGAGCACUCCUGUUAAGGGCCAGCUUGAAGGUGAAAGUGGUGGUGAUGAAGAUGGAAAGGAUGUCAGUCCUACAGAAGAGAGAAAAAUUGUGCCUAGUGGAGAUGGUCACAUGGAUGUGGGGAAUAAGGAGUCUAUGGAGACAGAAAAGGGCACAGAUGUGGUUCCCAGCAGUGUUGUAGAAAAUGGGAAAACUGCUACUAGUGAACAAUUGUUAACUGAGAAUAGUAAUGUGAAAACAGCAGAAAUAAGUGGCAACCAUGUAAAUAGUAAUAACACUAAUCUUGAGCCUGUAACUCAGUUGCAGAACAGCAAUGGGCAUCGAAAUGGCACUGAGUACAGAGAACUGGAUUUUGGCAGUGUAGAUAAUGUGAAACAAAGUAAUACAUUAGAGAUCAGCACAAGCAAUACAACACAACAAGCCAUAGAUUCAACAGAGUUCGAACAAAUUUUGGAUUUAAACCGCAUUCAGGCUACAGGGAAGCUGGCAAAUGAAGAUAAUGUUAACUCAAAUAUCAUGACUAAUGGCCCCAAUGCUCCCAUUAUUGCUUUUCAGGACAAUCUGUCCAAGAAACAGGAUACAAAUUCUGUAACUGACCUGCUAUCAUAGUGCAUUCUACUACACAAUUCAAGAAGUGACAAAUGAAGAAAUUCCGUGCUUACUGCAUCAGAUACGAAUGUGUAAUGUAAAUAAAUUGAGAAAUUGUGUCUGGAUAAGACUGAUUCAAGACUGGAUGGUGAUCUUUAAGAGUGAGAAAAACCAUGUUAAUAUAAUGAUGUUACUGUUUAAUGAUAAUAUUAAUCAUAGUAAUAACAGAAGUGAUACUGCGCAACAUGUUAUGGAAGAAGACCUAUAUCAUACUCAGCUGCAUCACAUUUUAUUUUUUACCAACACAUCUUGUGAAUGUUUGAAUCUGUACUAAAAAGGAAAACAGAUAUAAAUGUGCACAAAAUUAAGAAGCUAUGACACUCUGAAAAUGCGCUUUGUGUAUAAUUAGAAAAUAAUUUUAAAAUGAAACCUGGUUUGUUGUCUGUAAAUCUAACUAUUGUAUACUGGUAAAGUCAAAAUAGCUUCAGAAAACUAGUAUGCUUCCACUUUUGUUAUUAUUUACUUACAAAAUUCUGCUGUGUGUGCAUUUUAUUUUAUUUUCAAGUUAUCAUUGGUGUAUUAUCUAAUUUAUAAUGUUGCAGUUGUUGUUUUGGAUGUAUCAUUUAAUAUUAAAACUCAUGAACAGUUUUAGUAAUAAAAUAUUUACUCCCUAGUCAGCCGAACAUAAGCACUGUGCAAUUUGUAAACCAAGGAUGUUGUAUAUGUUCUGAGUGAUGAGUUCACAUUUGUUGUUAAUAUUAUAAUUUUUCAAAACUGAGUCGUAUAAAUAAUAAUGAUGUUGGUGACAAUGGAAACAACAUACAUAGUAUUUUCCACAGUUGUUCAUUAUGCACUCAGUCAUUUAAUGUUACAAAACACAGUGAGAAUUUUACAUUAUAUGAGAAAACUAUCGCUCCCACUCCCCGUCAUUCAGUAUUAUGACGGUUUUGACUUUCCUGUUUAGCAAUAUUAAGUAAUUCAUUGACGAUAUUUUGCAGCUAUAUGUUUUACUUUGACAUCACAAUUGUAUCAGCAGUCGUAUUUGAACAAUUGUAAAAUUAUUGCUUAUUGUGCAAUGAAAAAGGGGCACAUUAACUAUUUCAAAUUAAGCGAAGAAAGAAUUUUCAACUCCAUGAAUUAAGUACAUGUUUUGUCUGUAUGCUAAAUUGUUGUGAAAGUAAUUCCACUUCAUAAUUUGUUUUAUUGGUAUCAAUAUUUCAGUUGUUAGUUAUGAAACUGAUUUUAAUGCAUGUAUUUAUUUACAAAAUUUUAAUCAGAUCGUUGUUCACUUUGGGGUAUUUGAUUGUAAAAUUUAUAUUUACUCAGUAACAAAUGAUAUGAGUCGCCUAAGAAUCUAUAUUUAAUGUUAUGAAAACUAAUAAAAUUGUGAGACAGACAUCAUAUAAUAGGUUUAUAAAAAAAAAUAAAUAUUUUUUGGAAAAUUUGUUCCUAGGCCCAAGUUGUAUACACUGUAACUAGGUUAACUAUUAAUUCCUCUAAACCACAUAACUGAAACAUUAAUUUUGUCUAAUCAUUGUGUAAUUUAACAUAUUUUUUUGUUUUAAACUUGCUAAGUUAUUGAAUUUCAUUUUUCACAGCUAUUUAAUUUCAACAAAAUUAGAUUUCAUAUAUUCACCACUUUAAAAUGUUUCUUGUAAUACUAAGCCACGUAAAUACAGACAUAUUUCAGUGAUGUUGUUGAAAUACUGGACCAUAUGCUGAUACUAAAACUCAACAGUAGGCAAUAUUUUGUUGCGGAAUAAUUGUGGAAACAAUUGAAUGGUAAAAGAAAUGGGUGCUGAAUAAUUGCAGCUCAGUAUGUUGUUACUCUAAAUGCAUUAACUGAAAUGUAUCAGUAUUCCCCCUCCAAUUUGCCAUUGAUUUUACAGCUUUUGGAAUUGCUGACUUUAAAAUAAAAAUUUUUGCCUACUCAAUAA